Colletotrichum lupini is the source of this 3501-nucleotide messenger RNA. Its product is annotated as UAA transporter. Gene Ontology annotation, biological process: UDP-galactose transmembrane transport. Gene Ontology annotation, molecular function: UDP-glucose transmembrane transporter activity; RNA binding; UDP-galactose transmembrane transporter activity. The coding region runs from base 1 to 3501 and encodes 1166 amino acids. The transcript has 10 exons. Lineage: Eukaryota; Fungi; Ascomycota; Sordariomycetes; Glomerellales; Glomerellaceae. The record is from RefSeq and is a predicted model, not a curated record. Gene Ontology annotation, cellular component: endoplasmic reticulum membrane; Golgi membrane.
AUGUCCGCUACUCAGGAUAACAUUGCUGCCAACGGCAACGACCUCGUCGGCUCCCUCGACCAGUUGAAGCUUGAUGAUGGCGAGACCCGUCUUGGCCCUGACGGAGAGCCCGCACCCCGCACCGACGAGGAGUACGCCGGCUCUCAGCUCACUUUGAGAGCCAUCGUUUCCUCCAAGGAGGCCGGUGUCAUUAUUGGAAAGGCUGGCAAGAAUGUCGCCGAGCUUCGCGACGAGACUGGCGUCAAGGCCGGUGUCAGCAAGGUCGUCCAGGGCGUUCACGAUCGUGUUCUCACCAUCACCGGUGGCUGCCAGGCCAUUUCUGAGGCCUAUGCGAUUGUCGCGCGCGCUCUCCUCGAGGGCGCUCCCGCCAUGGGCAUGGGAGGUGUUGUCUCCAACACUGGCACCCAUCCCAUCAAGCUCUUGAUUUCCCACAACCAGAUGGGUACCAUCAUCGGUCGCCAAGGUCUCAAGAUUAAGCACAUCCAGGAUGUGUCGGGCGUUCGCAUGGUUGCCCAGAAGGAGAUGCUACCCCAGUCCACUGAGCGCAUCGUUGAGGUCCAAGGCACACCCGAGGGCAUCAAGGGUGCGAUUUGGGAAAUCUGCAAGUGUCUCGUCGACGAUUGGCAGAGAGGCACUGGUACCGUCCUCUACAACCCGGUCGUUCGCACUCAGCCGGGCACAACCUCCACCGUCAGCGGCACUUCAAACAGCUACUCUUCCGGUGGCGGUCGCGCCUCAGAGUACUCUGCCCCCCGCGUCAUGCGCACUGGAAACGGUGCCGACUUCAGCACUACUACCAACAACGGCGGCAGUGGUGGUCGUCCUUACGGCCGUCGUUCCGAUUCUGAUGCUGCUUCCCGAGGCCCUCCCACCCACGACGAGAAUGGUGAGGAGCUCCAGACUCAGAACAUUAGCAUUCCUGCUGAUAUGGUCGGUUGCAUCAUUGGCCGCGCUGGAAGCAAGAUCUCCGAGAUCCGCAAAACCUCUGGUGCCCGCAUCUCUAUCGCAAAGGCUCCCCACGACGAGAGUGGCGAACGCAUGUUCACCAUCAUGGGUACCGCCAAGGCUAACGAGUCUGCCCUUUUCCUGCUCUACGAGAACCUUGAGGCGGAGAAGAUGCGCCGCCAGACGGCCAACUCUCCCGACACAUCAUCUCUGGGACGCGACAAAACGCUUUUCUCAAUUGCUUUGUUUUUCUUCGACUUUCGAAUAUCUGGGCCAAGGAUCCCCAGACACGCGCACAAGUAUGGUCGCCGGGAUGGGACCACGACAACUUUCACUUUCCGUCUUCAUGAACGCUUCGAGUUGCUUUUUGGGAGGAUGGUCCUCCGGUCUACGUUUGGGCAGGCAUCAGAGGUCCCUAGGUCUACGGACAGGGAUUGUAUUCAGCCUUUCCAAACCGAACAUACGGCACGACUUAUGAUUACCUCAUGCGGAUACCUCUUUGAAGCAGAGUUGCUUGCUUCAAAAACAUUAGUAAUGAAAAUCGGCCAGCAACUCUACACCCGACCCUGUUUACCCAUCCCCAACCCGCCACGAUUUCUCACUGGACCGAAGAUAUCCUCAGUGGCCUGUGUUUUCCAGCCGCUUUUUGGGCUAUGGAACUCUUUACUCUCUUGUCGGAAGGAUGGUCUACUGGAGAUGAUGGCGUUCACUCCUAUGAUGUCCAAUCACUGGAAAUGGCAAAGGCGAAGCGACCGAAUCCAUGGCGUUCUUGUCUCUAUCAUAUGGGGUACUCACAAACGUAGCUGGUCAUUUUCCAAAGACAUUCGCUCUACAAGUAAGCAUAGGCUGAGAAGGAUGGUUGGAAGCGGGGUCUUGGGGACAAAUGUUUGCAAUGCCGAUCCGGAGAGGAGACACUGGGCUGGGCUGAUUCCUGAUAAGGUUAGGGCGGCGGCAAGCAAGCAGUGGAGGGGAGGGACCCUGAAGAGGCUUGGGCGGAAUGGCUGCUCCUUUGACGUUUACUGUCUGCAUUCGCUUGUCUCCGUGUCCACAUCUCCAUCUCGGGUGUCUAUCUUGCUGCUGCUCAAGCUCGAGGUAUUAAGCUUCGCAGCCAGUCGUUGUCGCUCCCUUGCAGCGUUUCGUUUAUCCGGCCCCUUAGCUGCGCGCGCCCAUCGUCCACGCUCAACGGGUAUUGAGUCGCGCACCCAUACUCGAGCUUUCUUUUCCUGUCUUUCGACACCAGCUUUUUGCAACACGACACAGCAAUCGAUUCCCAGGAGAAAGAAACACAGCGACGCAAUGGCGCGCUCGAAGCAGGCCACCCCUAUCCGUCGACAGACAUCGUCCGAAUACUUUAGCAAAGCGGACACCCUCAAGCGAACGCCCAGCAACGGCAAUGGCGCCGCGACUUCUGUGACUACGAAGGAGGCCAACGGCAAGGUUGUCGCCACACCUGCGUCGGCGGUUGUUGAGGCAAAGGAGGCCGGCGCCCUCCAAAUCCUGAUUGCUGUAGGCGGUAUCUACGCCUCAUUUCUGACAUGGGCCUACCUCCAAGAGAAGCUCACGACGACGCCCUACGGCCCAACGUCCAAACCCGAAGUCUUCAAGUACCCCGUCUUCCUCAACACGAUCCAGUCUCUCUUCGCCGCGACGACGGGCCUUCUCUACCUGUGGUUCUCCUCCCGCAACGCCGCCUCCCUCCCGCCCGUCUUCCCCUCGCGCGGCAUCGUCAUGCCCCUCGCUCUCGUCGCCGUCACCUCCUCCCUCGCCUCGCCCUUUGGCUACGCCUCCCUGGCGCACAUUGACUACAUCACCUUUUUGCUCGCAAAGUCCUGCAAGCUAGUGCCCGUCAUGCUCCUCCACACGACUCUCUUUGGCAAGCGCUACCCGCUGUACAAGUACCUGGUCGUCGCGGGCGUCACGGCGGGCGUCGCCGUCUUUACCUUGCACUCGGGCAGCAAGAAGAAGAAGUCCGUCGUCAACCCGGACGCCAACAUGCCCUGGGGCAUGCUGCUUCUCAGCAUCAACCUGCUGUUUGACGGCCUCACCAACAGCACCCAGGACUACAUCUUUAGCACCUUCAAGGGAUACACCGGCCCGCAGAUGAUGUGCGCCAACAACCUCAUGAGCACGGCCGUCACGCUGGGCUACCUCGUGCUCAGCCCCUGGCUCGUCCACACCGGUCUCGGCGAGUAUCUCGGCAUGGACGUCGCCGGCAGCGCGGGCGAGCUGACGGCGGCGCUGGGUUUCAUGGCGCGGUACCCCGCCGUGUGGUGGGAUGUCCUCGGCUUCGCGGCGUGCGGCGCCGUCGGCCAGGUCUUUAUCUUCUACACCCUCUCCACCUUCUCCUCGGUCCUCCUCGUCACCGUCACAGUCACCCGCAAGAUGGUCACCAUGGCCCUCUCCGUCUUCGCCUUCGGCCACAGCCUCACGAGCAUGCAGUGGGCCGGCGUCUCCCUCGUCUUUGGCGCCAUUGGCGCCGAGGCGCAGAUUGCUACCAAGGAGAAGAGGGCCAAGGAGGCUGCGAAGCGCGCGGCGGCUGCUGGGAAGACGCAGUAA